This is a messenger RNA of Lymnaea stagnalis (great pond snail), 12715 nucleotides long. The record is from the annotation of a GenBank genome assembly. Lineage: Eukaryota; Metazoa; Mollusca; Gastropoda; Lymnaeidae.
CCUCAAUCCGUAAUGGUUUCACAUAGCCUAAUAAUAAAAAAUAACCACUUGGUGAAAAAUGUCUUCUAUGAUAACUAAACAAUUUGCUUUGGUGGGGAGAGUUUCAUAUAUAGGUAUUUCUUUCAAUGAGUACAUGUCUUGAAAUAGUUUGAUUUUUAUUCUAAAAAAAGAUACAAUUUGCACGUUUCCAUCCCCUGUUCAUGACCUCUUCGAAGUCUUUUACUUCGAUCGGAUGAUGUUUAAAACUUGAAGUUGAAUCAAUGUUGAAUGUAAACGUAUAAAUGAAACUUUAAAUGUAGCCUUUUUAAUCUUUUAUUUUUAUUCUAUUAAAUUAAGUUUAGGUUAAUUGUAGUAAUACUAAUACAGCUACUACUAUUGAUAAUUUAUGUGCUACUACAACUAGUAUUUAUGUUAAUUAUUAAUGUUUUAUAAUGACAAUGUUACAAUUACUAAACUUAAUCCUAUAUAUAGUUUAAAAAAUAUUUAGCUGCAUUACUAAAAAUUGCUGUAUUAAUGAGUGGUUACUAGUUACAUCCAGAUUUUCUUUCAGGCAUGCUGGGGGGGGGGGGGUUGUUUGGAUUGCUGCCCCUCUUUUCAAGUCAAUCUCUCUCUUCCCCCCCCCCCCCCCCUCGAAAAAAAUGUGUGGACGUAGGAAAAUAUAAUUUUUUAGUUAAAAAAAACAUUUUUAAAAAUGUAAAAGCAAUUUGUGCCUUUCAUCUCUUAAAAUUAAUUGCACCAAUAAAAUAUUGCUUUUCUCGAUAUAUAUUGAUGAUCCAUAUUGUUCAGGCUAAUCUUGUUACAGUUACAGGCUUACAGAAUUCGAUUAUAAAAAUCGUACUGUUUUGAAAAUUGGUCGCUCCUUAUCAUAAGCCACAAUCUUAUUAUUUGUUGUUCGCAUAUAUAGGAAAUUUUUUUAAAAUACCUAAAGGUAUUUGUGAAGCUCCAAGAUAUAAAUAAAUAAAAAUAAUAUUUUGCAUCUUCAAAAGCUGAAAGACUUUAAAAACACUGUAUUAAACUAUCUUUAAAUUGAUGUAAAGGUCUAUAAAUUGAAUAUAGUUCUUUGUUAAGUGUUAAACAUGUGCAGUCUGUUUUCAAAUUAUAUUUCAUCAUAAAAGCAUAAUAAAUGAAGGACUGCAUUCAAGCUGUGUGAAUGAAAUUGUAGGACAAGGUGUGUAGAAGCUUGACAAUAAGAUGUGAACGAUUAGGCUUAGAGCCUUCUUCAGGAAACAGAGCACAAUAAAAAACUUUAAAGAUCUCCUUUGUUGUUGCCGGAAGUUGCUAGGCAAUAUCUAUUGGCAAAAAGCAUACCCUUAAAGUCCCCCAACUUGAUUGAAUUUAGUUCAUGUUGGGCUGGUGGAAGAGUUACAGAUGUCCCUGUUAUUAUGGCUAUUUUUUGCACUUCCCACCCAUAAGUCUGAAAUGUCUUCAUCAGUGGUGCUACAUCCUUCCAUUUGGAUUGAUCAUGUCUUUCCGCCUCUAUGCACGAACCCCCAGCUGGUGUAGGUCCUUCUCUACAUCAUCGAUCCCUCUUGGUCAACCAGUGAGGCGUCUACCCCUAGGUUUCUGCCUGUAGAUCGUUUUUGCAGCUCUACAAUCCAGCAGCCUUUCAAUCUAUCCUGUCCAGGGCAGUCUGCCUUUCUUUAUUGUUGCAACUAUUGGUGGGUCUUUGUACAAUUUAAUUUUUUUUUUUUCAAGACUCUUCUGAUUCCUCAAUUUCUUCUCCCCACUUCCUAGACUUCGAUCAUUGUGACUUAACAGGGUUGAAUCUAAUCUUGUGUCAAAUAAUUAUCUUGGGCCUACCACAACCAGAAUAAAUUAAGUUUAUGGAUGGCACUAAGCGCCAUAAUGCCUGCCCCGACGCUUGAAAAAGUAUUUCCCGGAUUAAACUGUCUUUAUCACAACAUUCAAAUCAUGUAUACUCCAAAUGCACCUUUUGAUUUUUUAAUAAUCACAAAUUUUCUGGUUAGAGAAAAGUUAUCGAGAUGCUCGAUUUCUGCACUACUUCCCAAUUAAAAUGGCAAUAUUGCUUGCACUGAUAACCAAUUUUGGUGCUGAUAUAUACACUGCCCACGGCAUGUCUAAUGUUAGCACCACCUUAAGCGAGUUAUUUUUUUUCCACGUUAAUUUUUACGAUAUAAACGCUGCAGUUGUUUGAAAAUGCCACCGCUCAAUAUAAAGAAAAAAUAACACCUGGGCAGACAACUAUCCUUCCCCCCCCCCCUCACGAGGAAAUUGUAGAAACACUGGCUACAUCUAGGUCUAAGCUACUACCAACUUCUAUCUAGAUAUAAAAAUAUAAACAGUAUAGCCACAAAGCCUUAAGCCAGUCUGCCCACGGCAUGUCUAAUGUUAGCCCCACCUUAAGAGAUUUAUUUUUUUUCCACGUUAAUUUUUACGAUAUAAACGCUGCAGUUGUUUGAAAAUGCCACCGCUCAAUAUAAAGAAAAAAUAACACCUGGGCAGACAACUAUCCUUCCCCCCCCCCCUCCCGAGGAAAUUGUAGAAACACUGGCUACAUCUAGGUCUAAGCUACUACCAACUUCUAUCUAGAUAUAAAAAUAUAAACAGUAUAGCCACAAAGCCUUAAGCCAGGCCUUCCUAAUCAACCAAUUUAAAAUUUCAUUAUGGAAAGAAUUGAAAUAAAGAUUUUUUUAAAGUUCAUUAAACUUAAACUUGUGUCUUGACUGACUUGACAUAAAAAAAUGUUACAUUUAAAUACAUGUAUACUAAUAAUAGGCUCUGUAGUAUAUAGCAGGCCUUUAUACAUUCUAAGAUUCUGUAUACUCAGACUAUAAAUAGAUACCAUACCAGUAUCAGAAUGAGUAGGUCUACUCUGACUAAAUCUUAUUUGAUAGGUAUGGAUUUUAAGAAAGUGGACUCUUGGAAUUCAAACUUAAUCUAUUCUGGAACCCUGAUUGAGUUAAGACAAUUGUUCCUCUUUAAAAUAAUAGAAACUAGAUUAAUCCGUUCCUAGUACCCACAAACUUUAUGGAUCCCAGUCCUUUUCUUAAAGUUCUCAAAGCACCCUUGACUGGCUUUAAACUUCUCCUUUUGAGAACUAGUAUCAAACAUGCCUUUCACCAAAUCAUUGUCUAAAAAAUAAACGUCUUGGAAAUCACCAGCCAUCUGUCAAAGAAAAAGAGUUUUUUCCCUUCUCUUCCAUACUUUUCAUUCUCCUAGAGGUCAGUAUCGCAAUCCCUUUCACCAUAUCAGCUGCUUUGAAGCUUCUAUAUUUUUCAAAAUCAUACAAUCGACUUAGGCAUCUGCAGCAUGGUACCUACAUAUUGGUAUUUAUUAUUCUUUUAUUCAGUGGUCAGUUGAGAUAUAUUUAUUGCAGGCUUACCAAAUUUUUAAAAAAUUUACCUUUUAGUUUAGCAGAGGGUAGGAGACACCAUAAAACUUGUCCUAUGGUUAUAAUAUCUGGCUUUAAUAAUUAGUUCACAAAGUAUACUGUGGAGAUUUGAGGAGACAUUACAAUAAAUAUGUUUAAACAAAAUCUAUAUAUGCAAAUGUUGUAAUUACCUUUCCCCUACCUCACACCCUUUGCUGUAUUUCUUGUCACAAGCUUUGAGAAUAGUUCCAAUUUUAAAUAUUGACUUUAGGUACUUGUGGUGUCGGUACAUUCGAGUCCUCCUUACUCAUUCAUAAUUAUCCCAGUCAUUGGCUUUGAAAAGCUUACUGCUAGUAUUUGAUCAAUGUGUUGAUCAAUUGCACUAGCUACUAAUAAAACUUUAUAAUGUGCAAUGAGCAGCAAAGCAAGCUGUAUUGGCCAGAAGCUUAUAUUGAUUUAUAUUUUCUUUGUUUUUGAUUACUACUACUAUAUUUCCUGAAAUUUAAAAAAACUCAAUAAGUUUGUUUAGUCAGAUAGACCAAUGGAUAACUAUAUAAAAAAUAUACUUGUAACUAGUGAACAAAAAUAAUUUCCAGAAAUAUAAAAUGCAAUACUUAUUAUUUUUUUUAAAUAAAAAAAUUUUUACAGGUAAGAAGUGGAGUCUUGUGUAUUGUUCAGCUUGUUCAAAUGCCUACCAUAAGAAAGAAAACUACACAAGGUAUUAACAAUAUAUUACUUCCUUAAUCCGAUACAUUUUUUCUGUUGAUUUCUAUAGUUGUUUUAUGAUUUAGAGAUAAAUUACAUUUUUUUUUAAUUGAAAAGUUUAUGAUAAACAUUGGAGCUGAUUUGACUGUUUCACUGUCAAUUUAUUGUGCAAUGUUAAGUUUCCAUUCAUUUUAUUUCAGACCCCAACAAGCAAAAGAGGUUCCAACAGACUCAAAAAUUUACCUAAAUGGCCAGCUAAAUUUAUACAGCCUAUUGUAUAAAUCAAAAUAUCUCAUAUCACCAUCUGAAAUAGCAUUAGAUUUUAGACCCCCAUCAGAUAAGUUCUGGAAAAAGAGGCUAGAGAAAAAACAUUUUAAUUUAAUUAAGAUUCACCAGGAAUUGGUUAAUUAUAGACAGAUACAGACCUCUUAUUCUGCAAUAUUGACUCAUCAAUUACAAAUUUCAAAUCCCUAUUACAAUCAAAUUCGUGGCUUUUAUAAAUCAUCUUUGUUAAAGAAAGAGGAGUCCAAAGUGGAGAAAACUGUGAAAGCUUUGAAAGAUAGUGCCAAAGUAGCAAAACCAGAAGGACAAGAUGUUGUUCCAGCCAAAACUACGUUGUGGCAAAAAUUUGUUGGUGUAUGUAAACAUUAUUAUCAUGGUUUUCGACUUCUUGCUAUUGAUAUACAAAUAUGCUCCAAAUUAUUGUGGCAAUUAUUGAAUGGCAAGAGCUUAACAAGGAGAGAAUACAAUCAGGUGAGAUAUUAAAUUUAUUUUUACUGCUUAUAAAUCUUAUAAAUCUAAAAUAAAACAAACUUAUAUAUGGUAAUGAUUCAUUUUUUAGAAAGUGUGUCAAAAAUGAAAGUAGUAAUGUUCUCAUAAUUUUUUUUUAAAAAAGACUUGAUAUUAUUUGGACUGGUAUGUUUUUAUAUUUUUUUUAUUGGGAAUGAUUUUUUUUUUUUUCUCAGAUGGUGCGUACAACUGCAGAUAUGUUCAGACUGGUUCCUUUACUGGUGUUUAUUAUUGUUCCAUUUGCUGAAUUCCUGCUGCCAUUUGCACUCCACUUUUUCCCAAAUAUGUUGCCAAGUACUUUUAAAGAAACAGAUGAGGUUGGCAUAUUUUCAAUAAAGUCUAUUAUAAUUCUUUUAUUACAAGCUAACAGUUUUCAGGAUGAAUAUGAUUUAAGAAUCAAAUCUUCAUCUUGGGGUUUUCAUUAUAUUUUCUUAUGUGUUGAGUUGAAAAUAAGCAUUAACAAAAUUAAUGGUAUACUUAGCCUUUAACCAUGUGUUUGCGGUCACAAGAUAUUGGUGGCUUGUAAUCAGGGUUUUCUUCUCUUAGAUGAGCCACCAUCUUAGGGUCGACAAGUACCAUCCGAUCAGAGUUCCCUUGUUGUUUUGCUUGUCUGGGUAUUACAAAUAUAUUAUUGCAAAUUCCUUGUGCACAUAAGUGUUGAACUAUGAUGAAGCUUAAAAAAAGGCUACACAAUUAAACAUUUACAAAGAAUUUAAAAUGUUUGCUUAAAAUUAAGGUAAACAGUAAUAGAUAUCAGAAUUCUUUAUUAAGACAUAGGUGAUUUCAAAACACUUGUGCAGAUUAGUUUCUAUUUAUAAUAUUUUAUAUCUUUUACUUUUAGCCCCUUAAAUGACGUUUCUCUUUGUUUUUAACAUGUAUUUGCUUCUGCUACAGAAAGUUGAAAAAGAAAAAUCUAAGAAAACUUUAAAGGCUAAAAUUGAAAUGGCCAAAUUUCUUCAAAACACUAUCAAAGAGUCCGCAGUACAAGCCAAGAAACAGGAUGGACAGACAGCUCAGUCAUUUGCUUCAUUUCUUGAUAAAGUAUGAACCUAUAAUUAAGUCCUUGGUGUUCUUACGUUUUAAACUUGUUUUUUUUUUCAACUUAACUUUAAUCAGGAUAUUUUUCUUUGCUUUAUUUCAAGCAAAUCUCUUGACUUCUAGCACUUAACUAUUUUAGAUACUAAAUAUAAAUAAUUUAGAUGUUUUUAGUUAAGUUGAGAAUAUCAUCUUGCAUGAUUAUUUGUUUCUUUUCUAAAAGAUAAGAAAUGAGGGUAUCAAGCCCAACACCAAGGACAUUAUGAAAUUCGCCAAGCUCUUUGAAGAUGAGAUCACCCUUGAUAAUUUGAGCCGCCAGCAGCUGAGAGCUUGCUGCAUUAUGCUGAAUGUGACACCAAUUGGCAGUGAUGCUUUGCUUCGGUUUCUACUUCAAAUGAAACUGCGUGGUCUUAGGGCUGAUGACAAGGUAGAGAAAUCAGAAUAAGUUUAAGUUAGAUUCUUUUCAAAUUCCUUAUAUUUUCACGCAUAAAGCCAUAACUAACUUAGACAGACUAGAUUUUAAUGGACUCCAUUGACCUGAAGUAGCUACAUACCCUUUUUGGGUGUUAUUUUACCAACAAUAUAAAAAUUUCUGAUUGUCUAGGUUAAGAUGGCCCAUAUUUGUAUUGAAAACUAGAUAGUAUUUCAGUUUUAUGGCUUUGUUUUCGUUAGAAAUAGGUGACAUGUUUUUAAUUUAAGUAUCGAUUAUAAAAACUAUAUAUUCUUGGAGGCUACUUGCUAACUAUUCAGAUAUGAUUAACAUUGAUUAAAUUUUUUUAUCAAACUUCAAUAAACUUUAUUUGCUAUAUAGGUGAAACUCAAGUCUUGGGGAUACUAAGUUACUGUAAAAAAAAUCAUCAGUAAAAUAGUUACAGAAAGAACAACCCCAACUUUUGUCACUUUUCUGCCACAUUCCUUCCAUCAAUCACCUGGCUGUUGAAAAGCUAAUUAAUAGAAAAGUUAUGUUUAUUUUAACAUAUUGUUUCAGAUGAUUCAAAAAGAAGGCAUAGAAUCUUUGAGCAUCAGUGAACUCCAGUCAGCAAACCGAGCUCGCGGCAUGAGAGCUCUAGGUGUGCCAGAGGAGCGUUUACGUGAACAAAUGCGGCAGUGGCUGCAGCUCCAUCUUGAAGAGAAAAUACCCACAUCUUUGCUUCUGCUUUCCCGAGCACUUUACCUCCCAGAAACCCUCUCCCCUGAGGAGAAAAUUGGUGCUACUAUCACACAGCUUGCUGUCACUGCAGUGAGUAUGAUUUGAUACGUCUUUUUGGUUGGUUUAUCUAAAAUACAGUCUGCUAACAACAAAAUCAUUUUUUUUGUCCUCGCUUUAACACAUUUUUUGUUAUUAUUUAAACCUUGUUUUGAAUGAAUCACUUAAUGAUUUCACUAGGCAGAUGAAGCUAAAGUCAAGGUUGCUGAAAUGUCUGGUGAAAUAGUGGACAACAAGACCAAAUUGGAAAUAAUCAAACACGAGGAAGCUAUCAUAGCUGCUGAAAAAGAACAAUUAGCUAAAGAGAUCAAGGUAUGUACUUGAUUUUUAAAAUGCUUUCUUCAGAUUCUAAGGGGUGCAUUUUUUAAAGCAUUAAAUUAUUUAGGUUAUUUUCAACUACUCAUACCUCUACUAAUAGAAUCAGCUUUGAAGAUUCAAAGUAAAGUCUUUGGAGGAUUUUCACUAGCAGAAAUGUCACUUUAAAAAAAAAAAAAUUUCAUAGCCAUAGUUUAAAUAACCUGUCCAAUGUGUUAAAUAAAAAGGUAAAAUUUUAGUUUUAAAAGCAUCCAAACGAAUAGCCCCUUUCCCAUUCUUAAUGCAACUUGCUUGUUUCUUUAUAAUACAUCACAAAAUCUUUGUGCAGACAUUUUAUUUGAAUGGCAUAAAUUUGUCAAUAGGCAAUAGAAGAACAAAAUGUUAGAGAUAUGGCAGAAGCAAAAGCUGCUGAGACAGCAAUGGUGUCACAUCUAAAUAUGGAUGACACUGCUAGAACUUUAGAGACUUCUCGUGAUGAAAGUAAGUUCAUAUUUAUUUAUUUAUUUUGGAAAGAUAAAUAGCAAAAGCACAUUUUAUCCAUUUGAUGUUAUCCAAAAGGUCUUUGUUGGAUCACAGAAAGAGCUGGCUUUAUGUAUUCUUAUUUAAAAUGCUGUGUUAAGUGCAUAUUAUUUCUGUUUGUUAAACUUAGAGUUAUAUGAUUUGACCCUGAAUGUUUGCCAAAUCUUCUGCAGUACUUAUUGAUCAUGCACAAGCAAUACAAACAUCACCAAGUGAGAACUUUAAACAGGACAAAGCCGCUGAGAUAACAGCUCAAGAUUUGGAUGAGAUGGAGUCUGUUUUAGAGGAAAUUGCGAAAGAAAGGAGAAUUAAUAUCGAACAAGAUGCUUUGAAAGGUCUUAAAGAUGAAGUUUCAGAGUACAAAGAGGUAUGUUUUAUAGUUCAAUAGAUAAGUUGUUAUCUUUAAGAACAUAUAGUAUUUUGCAUUUAAAUUAUGUUUGAAAAAAAAAAAAAUUCUAUAAAAUAAAAUUAUUACAAUGAAUUUUUUUAAGCUAAUACUAUUUAUACAGGAUUUGGAAGAUUUGAAAGAUGUUGCAGUUGUUUGUGGAGCAGAGCAGAAAGAAUUGGGGGAGUCUAAAGCUGCUCGGCGACUGGCUAAAAAGGUUGAGCGCAUGAUUUCAAGUCUCGAUACUGUAGUUGAGGGUCUCCAGGAAGAAAAAAGUCACAUCCAAGAGAAGAUCUCAAAAGUUGAGAAAACUUUGGAGGUGGAGCAAGGGGCAAAUGCCAAUCAGUCUCAAGAGGCAAUUGAUAAAUAUAAGUAAGCUUUGUUUAUGCAACUACUUCAGUCUUUCAAGAAAAAUCUUAUAAAAUUUUGUUUUAUUUAACUAAGUAUGUAAAAUAAAAAGAAGAUGUAAUUAAUGAAAUGUUUGCUUCCAAUAAAUAAGAAAAGAAUUAAAUUAUCUAGUUCAAAACUGACACUAAAAAAAGGUAACAUUAAUCUUGUUAAUUUUCAAUAGACAUCAGAUUAAAUGCUGCUUUAUUAAAGCAAUGGAUUAAUACGUACUUUAAAGCCCAUUUUAUUGAGAAAAAAAACUUUAUUUAAUUGCUGUAGUGAAACCAACAAUCAAUAUUAACAAGGGUAAACAUUUCGAACUAAAGAUAUAAUUAUUUUAAAAUUUAAAACCCAAUAAAAGUACAUUAUAGGCUUACAGCGCUGUGUUUUUUAACUGCUUAGGUGUUCUGUGGGGAUUACUGAGCAUUUUCCUAUAAACUUAUUUUGAUAAUUUAGAAUUAUUUGCAAUAUCUUGUAAAGUGUACAUAUAUAUUCCAUAUUAUAUUCCAGAUCCAACAUUAUCACCAUUAAUGAAAUGAUGGAGGCCCUAAAAAGGUUGAAGAAAGUCCCAAGUGACUCAAAGCUACGAAGAAUCUUUCAAGUUCUUGACCAAGACAAAGAUGGAAACAUUGAUAUCAAUGAUGCUCUGAAAGUAAGUAUUAUAUUUUUGAAAAUAUUUAAAUUUGAGACUUUUAAUUUAAAUGAUUUUGAAUAGAUAAACUUCAGAAUUUUCUGUGACAGAAAUAAUGAUAUAAAUAGCAAUAUUGAGACAAUGGAUAACUGAGUAUAGUGUCAAUAAAAUUUUAAAUUUUAGCAUGCAUGAAAAAAAAUUUAAAACUAAUUUUUUCAUACAUUUAUGUGUAUUUUUUAGGUACUGGAAUUGCUUAGUCAAGAACAUCUCAAACUCAGUUCUACGCAAUUGGAAGAGGUUCUUAACUUACUAAAGCAUGAAGCAUUGCUAGAGGGGGAAGAAAAGUUGAAAGAAAAAGUAGAGAAAGAAAAUCGAGAAGGGGAAAAACAGAAAGAGAAACUGUAGAAUAUUUAGUUAAACAUUAGCAUAACAUUAAUUGUAUGGUUAUAUACUUUUUACAUUAUUGAUAAGAGCCUAAUUUAUUUCUCAGAUAUCAUAUUUAACAGAAAAUAGUUCAACAUUUAUUACAUUGACACAUGUGCAAGCCAUUCCCAUCAAUAGUUAAGUUAUAAUUAUAAGUUAAAAGGUUGUAUAUAAAACUGAAUCUUCUAAUUAUAACAAUGAUUGCACUUGAAAAAUGAAAAUUUUUGUUUCUGGCGAUUCCUACAUAUUUUAUGACAAAUAUUUCUUCUGGUCUCCUUCUUACUUGUUAUGUGUCCAUGUAUAUAUCUAAUUUCAACACAUUUAGCUAAUAUCUGUGAUUCACAACAGUAAUAUUGGAGCUAAUUUGUGCCUCAGUUUAUUGUAGAAUGCGGUGGUUGGAUUAUGAUUAUUAUCUUUUCUCCGAAUUGUUAUGUUAGCUGCAAAUUUUGUAGAUUUUUCUAUGUUGUAAUUAAGUAUUUUGUUGAGCUAACCUAAGUAUCCUGUGUGCUGAAUUUAAUUUAGCUCGUUUUGUAUGCAUGUUAACAUUCAUUUAAAUUAAGAAGAAUUUAUUCUUAUUACUUAACGAAGAUUUUGCUCUUAACAUAUUGACUUAGAAUCAUUUUCUAACAUUGCUUUGAACACUAUUUACACUACUUGUAUGCAGUUUUUCACACAUAAGCUUCAAACAAUGAACAAAAAAGGUUUGAAUUGUAGGAGUUAUCGUAAAACUUGAUGUAAAAUAAAGCAAGCAGCAGAAAGUCUUUCUCAGCUAACAAGUAUGACUUAACAUUAAUCUUUACCAUAAAUCUUAUUUCUUGACUUACUUUAAGCUCUUGAUUUUCAGUCAUACUCCACAGUAUAUAGAACUAAAUUCAUCAGAUUUGUGUCUGUAAAUAUAUAUUUGGCAGAACUUGAAAUGUGUUAAUUUUUUAUGUAAUUUACAGCAUGAGAACUAACUUGCUUUGGGGUCUUCUUGUGUCAAAAGAAAGUUUUUAGUUAUUAAUUCCUUUUUAAAAUAAUUUUUUUACCAAAAAAAUGUAUCAGUUGGAAUGAUUUAUACUUAAAGAUAAAAUUAAUUUAGCUUAAUAUACAUUGACAUUGAAAUAACCCAGCAGCCAUAGUUUUAAGAUAACGUAAAGGUUUCAUGUUUCAGUGGUUUUGAAGAAGAUAGACAUAUUAUUUUUAGCUCAGUGAUCACAUUUUAACAAAAAAAUUGUAAGCAAUAAAAUAAAACUGGUUUUGGGAUUAUUACUAAGAAAUUAUCAUUAUAUGUUUUAUCUUUGUACGUUAAAAAAGUAUCUUCUUCGGAGAUGAAACAAAAUGUUUUUUUUUAUGUUAAAAAAAUCAAUAAAACCACAGCUUAAGUUUUUCUAGAUGAAGCUUCAUUUUGUUCAUAUUGCUUUAUGGUGACAAGGCAUUAACAUGCUGGGCAUAUCUUCAUAUAAGUUUACAAGUCACUCAUUACAGUUUUUUAAUUUAUGUUGGUUACAUAUGUGUGUAUUUCACGUUACUCUUAAACUUGAGCAAUUAUGUCCAAGGGAAAUGGGAGAAUAAAACAUUUGAUUACAGUUUACUGUAAAAACAAAAGUGUACUCAACCAAAUGAUCUAUUAUAUAUAGGAUGUAUGAUCUUUUGUUAAAUAUUUAUCUAUGUUUAUACAUGAUUUUCAUUUAAAAUUACUCAGUUGUGUAUGAAAAGCUCCACAAUGUUAUUAUUUUUGUCAUUGGGUCUUAAGAAACAUUUUUUGAAUUGAUAAUUAUUGUAAUAUAUUGAAAUUUUAUUGAUUUGAAUUAGUCAUAUUUAAAAAUAGUUAAUAAAACAAUUAUUUUAGUUCCUGAAAACAUGAAUGGAAUGAAUGUGUUUAAGCUUGCUGGGUUCAUUUAAUCAUAGAAAUGCUGUGUGUUUCAACUAUUGUAAUGAAAUAAGCUGUUACAAAAAAAAAUUUAACCAGUGUAGGGGGCCAUUCUUUGAUAAAUGGAAUUUGAAAUAUUUAGUUGUGUUUUUUUUCCUCCAUUUUUAAAAUAUAAAUGUUACUAUUACUUUCUAACACUUCAUUGUAUAAUUCGUACUUCAUACUGCUGAGCUGAAAAACUGCCAUUGUGAAAACAAACUUUAAUUUGAGAAAUUUAGCAAAAGAAACUUGCUUGAUGAGACUUCAUUUUAUUUAAAUUUUUUUUUUUUUAUCAAUUUUUUUUUAUCCUAACAAUUUGGAAUAAGAUAUGUGGAAGCUUGAAAAACGAGACAAAAACACUUAUGUUUUGGGUGACUUUCUUCCUCCGUUAACAAAACAGAAUGAAACAUUUAGAAAAAGGACUUAUCUUUAACAACAUAUAACAUUUAGCUUUACAGUAAAUAACUACAUUUGAACAUUGCCUACACACAGCAUGAACUGUCUUUAUUAUAUUUCCUUUAUCUGUAUAAGCUGAAAGGUAUUUUUGUAUCUGCCAGUAGUAUAAGUGACUAUAAUAAUAUUUUCACAAUAUAUUAUUCUACUGUUGGAUAUCUUCUUUAAAUUGAUUGUCAGGAUAUUUACCAAGAUAACACUUCAUUUUAAUCUUUGCUAUACAAGGAUGACAGCUAUCAAUGCAAGGGAGCGUCUGUUAAUUCAAAUCGUUUUUUUCUCAAAUAAAUUUGAAUAGGUCAAAGAAAAAUGUGAAUUUGGUUAUAUAUUUGUGUUGUUGAAUUAAUAUUUUAAAUUGGUGUGUUCCAGUUUUUUUUAAAAAGAUACCUAUUUGUUAAGAGAAUUUUUAAAAAUGUAUUCAAUAGCUUUUUGAUAACAUGUCCUAGCAAUCAGUGGACAUUAUAAAUAAAUAGUAACAUUUGUUAAAUAAACUACACAUCUUUAAAGUUAUUUUAAAAUUACUCCAGUGAAAAUUUUUGUAAUAACAUAAUAAGUAAAAUGUGAGUUUAAAAUAGUUAUCUAUGUUUUGUAAAAUAAAUUGGAAGAAUUCAAUGGUUUAUAUGAUUAUGAAAUAAAGAAAUGUUAUU